UCUUGUUUCACUCACCAUAGCGGCAAAGCAACAAUUGUCUUGUAGUCUGCAGCUUCACAAACCACGCAGCGGCGACAGAGUCGAAGCUCCUACGCUAAUCUCAACCCGGACUCGCAAAGCCUUACAAGGGGAGCGUGUACCGAGAACAAUAAAUAUGUUGAACGCUUUUUCUGAUAAUCGAGAAAUGGAGAAGUCAUCAGGAUAUGAUUAUGAAGUAUUUUUGAGCUUCAGAGGACCAGAUACUCAUAAGGACAUUACUGAUUACCUUUACACCAGCUUGAUUGGCACUGGAAUCAGGGCAUAUAAGGACGAUGAAGAGCUCCGGACCGGGGAAGAGAUCGGCAGCCAGCUUCUCCAAGCGAUUGAGCAGUCAAAGAUAUCAAUACCAAUCUUUUCUAAAGGAUAUGCGGACAGUACAUGGUGCCUUAGGGAGUUGGUCAAGAUGGUGGAGAGCAAGAACACAAGGAGACAAAAGAUCAUGCCCAUUUUCUACGAUGUUGCACCGUCUGAGGUAAAAUACCAGACUGACCACUACGGCAAUGCCAUUGUAUCUCAUGCAAACAAGAAGCGAUUUGGUGAUGAGUCUAUCAACAAGUGGAAGGUGGCUCUCAAUGAGGUUGGAGCACUAAAGGGAUGGGACCUCCAAAGCAUGCCAAACAGAGGCAAAGGUGAAUUUGUUAAAGAAGUUAUCGACAAUGUUUUGACUGAGUUGAAAACUGUCUACUUGGAAGUAUCUGAUUGCUUAGUCGAAGUAGACAAUCAUGUGUAUGAAAUCAUGAGGAUGAUAGGUGCACACGACCCUGAAACAAAGAUUGUUGGAAUCCAUGGUAUGGGUGGCAUGGGAAAGACGACUCUUGCCAAAAUAGUGUACAAUCAACUCUCUAAUGAUUUUGUCAAUUGUUACUUCCUUUCUAACAUCCGAGAAACAGAGAUUACGCGCUUGCAGAAUCAGCUCAUAUCGAAUAUUCUGAAAAUAAGAUGGCCUGAUAUCAACAAUAUCAUGGAAGGAAAAAAGGUGAUCAAGGAAAGGUUAUGCUCUAAAAUGGUGCUUCUUUUACUUGAUGAUGUUGACGAAGCAAGUCAACUUGAUGCGCUCUUGCAGAAGCGUGAGUGGUUGGGUAAGGGAAGCAAGAUCAUUAUUACCACUAGAGAUCAAGGGAUUCUCAAUGUGCCUACACUUGUUGAUGGGAGUUAUGAACUUACUGGCAUGGGUUUUGAUCAUUCUCUUCAGCUUUUUAGCAAACAUGCCUUUAGAAGAGAUUAUCCCUUAGAGCAAUACAUCUUUUACUCCCAAAGAGCAGUAAAUAUUUGUGGCGGUCUUCCUUUAGCUCUUGAGGUUAUAGGUUCUCUUUUGUCUGGAAAAAGCAUAGAGGAGUGGGAUACCAUAUUAAAGGAGCUAGAAGAAUUUCCUCAAGAGGAUGUUCAAAGGAAGUUGAUGAUUAGCAUUGAGGCAUUAAAUGAAGAUCUAAGAAAAAUAUUUCUCGAUGUUGCUUGUUUUUUCAUUGGGUUGGAUGAGAGAAUCGUGAUUCACGUGUGGGAAAGUUGUAAACUUUGUCCUCAUCAAUCUCUUGGAAUCCUCCAGCAAAGAUCUUUAAUAAAGAUUAGAGAAGAUAACGAACUGUGGAUGCAUGAUUGGUUGAGAGACAUUGGCAGAAAUCUUAUACAACAAGGAAGUGGUAAGAAACCAGAGAAGCAACAAUGGUUGUGGACUCAUGGGCAAACAUUGGAGGUUCUAGAGAAAAUGCAGAUGGGAGGGGACAAUCAUGGAAUUGGAAGUAUUGAAGCAAUAUGUCUCAAGCUUGAUAAACUAUCUCAAUACUCCUUGAUAAAAGAAUGCCUGGCAAGUUUUUCAAAUCUAAGGUUCCUUCAAGUGGAUAGCCAAGACUUCAAUGGAAACAAAGAGUUUAUCCUUACUCAAGUGGGUCGUUUUCUAUGUUACCAGUGGUCAAAUUUUCUUCCAACCAAAUUUGGCCUAGAGUUGAGAUACCUUUCAUGGCAUUACUUCCCUAUGGUUUUUAACCUGACCAAUUUCUCUCUAAGGAAGCUAGUAAUCCUUGAUCUCUCAAUGAGUGACAUUACGGAAAAUUGGGAUGGAUGGAGUCACAUCAAGGUGGCUAAGAAUUUGAAGGUCAUAAAUCUGACUGGAUGCCAAAAAUUGUAUAAAACUCCGGACUUGUCUUUUCAUGUGAAUUUAGAGCGUCUGAUUCUUGAAAGAUGUGAGAGUUUGGUUCAAAUUGCUCCCUCCAUUAGUAACCUUAAGAAGUUAGUCUUCUUAAACUUGAAGUAUUGUAAUAGUCUCCAAAAGCUACCAAACGAGAUAUGGGCACUGGAAUCUUUAAGGGAACUUCUUCUUGACUACACAUCUGUAAAAGAGAUCCCUGAAUGGAGAAGGAUGAAGAAGCUGGAAAGUCUUAGCUUGGUCAGAUGGAAAUCACUUAAUAAAUACAGUUUCAUAGGUCUCGCAGCAUCAACAGGGAAGCUUUCAUCUGUGGAUAAAAAUUUCACUAAUCAGGAUUUACCUGAUUCAAUUGUGAAUAUGAAGAAUUUGAAAAUACUAAAGAUGAACUUCAGCCUUGUAAGAAAACUACCUGACACCAUUGGAAUGUUGGAGAAGCUUGAAAAGCUCGAGGCUGGGGGUCUAUAUUUGGGAGGAGAAAUUCCUGGUAGUAUUGGAAAGCUACCAUCUCUAAAAACCUUGAUACUGUCUGCCACCAGAAUUUCAGCGGUGCCUAGGCUUCCAGAAAGUCUGAUCACUCUAUGUUUUUAUACACACUCAAUGGAGACGUUGCCCGACCUCUCGAACCUAGUAAAUUUGAGAACUUUGAGUUUGCAAUUGUGGGGUAAUCUCAAGGAUCCUUCUGAACUUGAAAACGCUCCAAGUCCUUGGUGGAUUGGAAGAUUACACAUGCUAGAGGUCUUGGACUUGGGUUCUCCUUGUAUCGCCACCCUCUCUUCUGAUGUUGUUCUUCUUUCUCAGCUGAAGCAACUGGAGCUCCAGUGCCCUAAUUUGCAAUGCCUACCUAGGCUCCCGACAAAUUUGUCAUACUUACUUAUCCAGCAUUGUGGGAGAAUAAAAACAACCAAUGAUCUUUCGAAUUUGAAAGCUUUAUCAUAUUUGGAAGUAUCUGGUUGUGAUGAGCUAAUAGAGAUUCAAGGCCUUGAAGGUUUGGAGAACCUGAGAACAUUAGAGUUUGUGAAACUUCCAUCGUUGGCAAAGUUGCCUAAUCUGACUAACUUGAGGAAGCUCAAGAAAAUUUAUCUAAGGUCUUGUCCUAAGCUGAGUGAGAUCCAAGGUUGUCCAGGAUCUUUGGAGAUACUUCACAUUGAGAACUGUUUAAAUCUGCAAAAGUUGCCUGAUUCAUCAAGUUUCAAGAAUGUAAAAGUUUUGAUUCAAUGAAAUGGACUUGAUUUAUUUACAAUUUACAAACACUCCUUUUUGUAAUGUGCACAUUCUUCUUUUGAGUAUUUCGAAUUAUAUAUGUAUUA
Messenger RNA from Syzygium oleosum, 3486 nucleotides. Its product is annotated as disease resistance protein RPV1-like. NCBI's taxonomy places the organism in Eukaryota, Viridiplantae, Streptophyta, Magnoliopsida, Myrtales, Myrtaceae. The record is from RefSeq and is a predicted model, not a curated record. Gene Ontology annotation, biological process: defense response; signal transduction. Gene Ontology annotation, molecular function: ADP binding. The coding region runs from base 155 to 3397 and encodes 1080 amino acids. The transcript is spliced from 5 exons.